UAUAUUUUGCCUUUUUUUUCCAGAAUGGUUUAAGAAGAGACCAUCCAAUGGUAGACUGGGUGGAACUUUUCAUGAACCGGGUCUGUUUUGCGUUGGAUUCUAGGGUCUGUUUUACAAAUAGUCCAGAGGCAGUACUAGAACCACCGAAUAUGAAACAGAGCCUCAUGAAUCAUGAUUGAACGAUUGCUAAACUGUAACAUGCUUAACAACAGACAAACUGAACUGAUGGUAGUUUAAUGUAGUAGUUUAGAACUUAAAGUUGCAGUUUGUUAGAAUGUUCUUGUGCAGCAGCAGUAGUAAGUAGUUAUAGAAGAUGCUGUUUGGUUGGUGGUAGUCCAGUUUGUUGUAGUAGUUGGAAAAACAGAGGUCCUCAAUCUUCAUGGUAGUGUUGGAUUUAUUAUACUCCUAAGUGAGAAGUCCUUUUAAAGUCUGAGCUUGGAGGUUAAGCUAAUUACUCUAGUAGUUACAUACAGGAGACACAGUUACAUACCAAAUGAGUGAUGACAGAGUCACAGAGAUGUAGCAACAGGUAGUGUAGUGGUCCACUCAGCUCCGCUCCAUUCCAAAGCGCAGCAAAGGCAAAAAAGGCAAAGCAGGCUCAGGCUGGCCUCUCCUCUCUCUCACCUUUUCCAUUGCUUUUCCUCUACAUCUGCUGCAUGCUUGCUUGCUUUCUUUCUUGCUUGCUUUUCUCCAAGAUUAUUACUAGUAACACAGAGACAGAGACAGAGGGUGCAGAGGCUGGCUGUGAGUGAGAGCAGGAGACUGGGAUUGGGACCCUCCUGUCUUCUUCUUUCCCCUUCCUCCUGCUCUUCUUCUUCUUCUUCUUGGAAUACUCCUACAAUUACAAGGACUUGUUCCAAGGAGGGAGCAUAUGGAUUGAUUCACCAGCCCGCACCCGCGGCUGUGCUAAUCAAUCCAUCAUCAAUACAGAUGCCGUCUGCUUCCGCCGCCGCCGCCGCUCUUGUGCUCCUCUUCCUCGCCUUCUCGCUCUCCAAUGCUCAGCCUGGUUUCAUCAGCUUGGAUUGUGGGGGAGACGAUGAUUACACGGAUGGCAUUGGGAUCCAGUGGACUUCUGAUGCCAAGUUUGUCUCUGCUGGCCAGGAAGCGAACCUCUUGCUCCAAAAUCAACAAUUGCAGCAAUAUACCACCGUUCGCUCUUUUCCAGCAGAUAACAGGAAGUAUUGCUACACCAUGAAUGUCAGGAACAGAACACGUUACCUUGUUAGAGCAACCUUCCUCUACGGCAACUUCGACAACAGCAAUGUCUACCCAAAGUUUGAUCUCUCCCUUGGACCGACCCCAUGGACCACCGUUGUCAUUGAUGAUGCCACCACCCCAGUCGUCCAGGAGGCGAUUAUCCUCGCUGCUGCUCCAACACUCAGCGUUUGCCUCUCUAAUGCCAGCACUGGACAGCCCUUUAUUUCUACUCUCGAGCUUCGCCAAUUUAACGGUUCCCUUUACUACACCACUGAUGAAAAACAGUUCUUUCUUAGACUCUCUGCAAGGAUCAAUUUUGGUGCUGAAAGCAAUGCAUCAGUCAGGUAUCCUGAUGAUCCAUUUGAUAGAAUAUGGGAGUCUGAUUUAGUGAGGCGAGCAAAUUACCUUGUCGAUGUUGCUCCGGGGACGGAGAGAAUAUCAACUACAAAACCCAUAUUCGUCAGUACCAACGAAGAACCACCUCAAAGGGUCAUGCAAACUGCAGUUGUUGGCAAAAAUGGAUCCUUGACCUACCGGAUUGAUUUGGAAGAUUUCCCAGGAAAUGCAUGGGGAGUCUCAUAUUUUGCAGAAAUUGAAGAUUUGGCCCCAAAUCAAACUAGGAAAUUUAAGUUAGUCAUUCCAGGCAAGCCAGAAUUCAGUAAACCAACUGUUGAUGUGGAAGAGAAUGCUCAGGGAAAGUAUUGUCUAUAUGAACCAGGCUACACAAAUAUUCCACUUCCAUUUGUUUUCUCUUUUGGAUUCAAGAAGACUAAUGAUUCGUCAGAGGGACCUAUAUUGAAUGCCAUGGAGAUCUACAAAUAUAUAGAGAUUUCUGUGGGAUCUCAAGAUGCAAACAUUAUGGCCAGCUUGGUCUCACGGUAUCCAGAAGCAGGUUGGGCACAAGAGGGUGGUGACCCUUGCUUACCAGCAUCAUGGUCUUGGGUGCAAUGCAGUUCUGAGGCAGCACCUAGGAUAUUUUCAAUCUCAUUGUCAGGGAAGAACAUUACAGGGAGUAUCCCUGUGGAAUUAACGAAGCUAUCGGGGCUGGUUGAACUAAAGCUUGAUGGUAACUCAUUUACUGGUCAAAUUCCUGAUUUCACUGGAUGCCAUGAUUUGCAAUAUAUUCACCUUGAGGACAACCAAUUAACCGGUGCAUUGCCACCUUCCUUGGGAGAACUACCUAACCUGAAAGAGUUGUAUAUUCAGAACAAUAAGCUGUCUGGAGAGGUCCCACAAGCGCUUUUCAAAAAGAGCAUUAUUUUCAACUUCUCAGGAAACAGUGACCUUCGCAUGGGACACAGUAACACUGGCCGCACUAUAGUAAUUAUUGUAUGUGCUGUGGUUGGGGCCAUUUUGAUUCUUGUUGCUGCUAUUGUUUGUUACCUGUUCACAUGCAAAAGGAAGAAGAAAUCAUCGGACGAAACUGUUGUUAUUGCGGCACCAGCAAAAAAGCUAGGCUCAUUUUUCAGUGAAGUGGCCACGGAAUCGGCGCACAGAUUUGCAUUGUCUGAAAUUGAAGAUGCUACUGACAAAUUUGACAGAAGAAUUGGUUCGGGAGGGUUUGGCAUAGUAUACUAUGGAAAGCUUACAGAUGGGAGAGAAAUCGCAGUCAAACUUCUCACAAAUGACUCCUAUCAAGGCAUCCGAGAAUUCUUGAAUGAGGUAACAUUGCUUUCAAGAAUUCAUCAUAGAAACCUGGUGAGCUUCCUUGGUUACAGCCAGCAAGAUGGUAAAAAUAUACUUGUGUAUGAAUUCAUGCAUAACGGGACGUUAAAAGAGCACCUCCGUGGAGGCCCUGAUGAUGUAAAAAUAACUAGCUGGGUCAAGCGUCUUGAGAUAGCAGAAGAUGCUGCAAAAGGAAUAGAGUAUCUCCACACAGGAUGCUCCCCAACUAUCAUCCACAGAGACCUCAAGAGCAGUAACAUUCUCCUUGACAAGAACAUGAGAGCAAAAGUUGCAGACUUUGGCUUGUCAAAACCUGUUGUCGACGGGUCUCAUGUAUCAAGUAUAGUUAGAGGAACAGUUGGAUAUCUGGACCCAGAGUACUAUAUCUCGCAGCAGCUAACAGAGAAGAGUGAUAUGUACAGUUUUGGUGUCAUUUUACUUGAGCUAAUCUCAGGCCAUGAGCCAAUCUCAAAUGACAACUUUGGGCUCCACUGCCGUAACAUUGUUGAAUGGGCUAGAUCGCACAUGGAGAGUGGGGAUAUCCACGGCAUCAUUGAUCAGUCGUUAGACGCAGGGUACGACCUGCAGUCAGUGUGGAAGAUUGCGGAGGUGGCGACGAUGUGCGUGAAGCCCAAGGGGGUGCUGAGGCCGUCCAUCUCGGAGGUGCUCAAGGAGAUUCAGGACGCCAUUGCCAUCGAGCUGCAACGGGAGCUGCCCUCCAGCAUUCACCACCUCAUGUCCAAGACGUCUCCCUCCGAAGCCGUCAACACGACAGGCAGCGUACAAGACCUGGAGCAGAAUGCUUCGUUCGAUGAGCUGCUCAUGCGCCCAGGUCUCAGGUAGAGGUAGCACAUACGGAUUACGGACUCUUCUAAUGCUAUAUUUCUAAUAUUCGUUGAUAGGUUAAGCAAGCUGUGCAUGACUUGUUUAGAUUUGCCACCGAGCAACAAAUUUUGGGUGAAUUUGUCCUUGAGCUUCUUCAGGUCGUCGUGCACUUUUGAAUUUGUCUUUGGGUGAAUUCAUUCUCGUUCAUUCUUACAUUGGCUCUCGUUCUCUUGUCCCCCCUCGAAUUCUUGUAUCAAAAACGACCAAAAAAACAAGAUCGAUUCAUAAUAC
Molecule: messenger RNA, 3978 nt
Organism: Oryza sativa Japonica Group (Japanese rice)
Lineage: Eukaryota; Viridiplantae; Streptophyta; Magnoliopsida; Poales; Poaceae
Product: probable LRR receptor-like serine/threonine-protein kinase At1g67720
Biological process (GO): protein phosphorylation
Molecular function (GO): protein kinase activity; ATP binding; protein binding
Source: RefSeq, a predicted model, not a curated record